ACUCUGUACGCUUUUGUGUGUAAUCUGUCAAUAACUAUUUCUUCACAAAUCGAUCAGUUAUGAGUUUCUAAAAAUAUAAAAAGCUUACGAAGAUAUUCGAUCAAUUUAAUUCAUUAAACCAAAAUGUAUUAUCAUUACACAAAUGGAAGCGGCGCCAAAGCAAUCAGUCAGUCAGGUAAUAUUCAACCGAGUGGAGAAUCUGGAUCGUUCGGCCCUGGGGUGUAUCUUACUGAUCUCGAUCCCAAUGAUUUCUUUCGCGAUGAGAUUCUGCGAAACAAUUAUGGUGUAAUACGAUCAAAUUUUCGUAAUCGCGCCGAUUGGGUAGUCGCUGUGUUUGAAAAAAACAUUAACAAGCAACUGUUGAGCAGAGUUCAUGUUCCUGGUGAUCGACGGAUUUUUGUGUACCCAACUUCUAUUCCGGUUACUGCGAGCCAAAUUUACGACAAGCCAAGAUGUUUUAAGGCUUUCACUGAUUGUGAAGCAGAUACUUUCAGCAGCGAUGGGGAUCACGACUCCGACAGUACAGAUGAUGGAAGCGUUGAGUUUGAUACGGAUGACGUACUCAGUGAUUCCGAUGAAAUCGCGUACAGCGGUGAAGAUGAAGAAAUUGAGGAGAUCGAUGAGCAUCAAACCGAUGAUGACACUUUUUCUAACGCAAGUGCAGAGGAACGAAAUGGAUAUUCCGAGUAUGACUCGAAUGGAUGUGAAGGCACAAGUGCAGAAGAAGAAAGUUAUGAAAAUGCAAGUGGAGAGGAAGACAGUUAUGAAGAUCCAAGUGGAGUGGACGAAAGCCAAUGUUAUUCGGAAGUAGCUGAGCAAUCUGUAAGUGAUGGUAGCGAAGACGACUGUGAUGGUAGUGAAGACUACUGUGAUGGUAGCGAAGAAGACUGUGGGGGUAGCGAAGAAGACUGUAAUGUAGACGAGUACGAGGAUGACUGCGAGUAUGACAACAGUUAUGGAUACGACGAUGAUGCGAGUUAUUGUUAUAAUGAAAGUGAUGAUGAUUCUUACUGAAGCUGAGCUGGCUAAUGAGGAUGUCAAUUUAUAGUCGUUUAAAUGAGUAAACAGGCUUUGUCUUCGUUAUCGAUUAUCGAAGGAUAAGAAUGAUGUCCUGCGUAUGACCUCCAAUAACUUUGUUAAAUAAAUAAUAUUGAAGCCGUUAA
This is a messenger RNA of Bradysia coprophila, 1163 nucleotides long. RefSeq lists its product as uncharacterized. NCBI's taxonomy places the organism in Eukaryota, Metazoa, Arthropoda, Insecta, Diptera, Sciaridae. The record is from RefSeq and is a predicted model, not a curated record.